Messenger RNA from Salpingoeca rosetta, 804 nucleotides. RefSeq lists its product as uncharacterized. The record is from RefSeq and is a predicted model, not a curated record. The coding region runs from base 15 to 692 and encodes 225 amino acids. Lineage: Eukaryota; Choanoflagellata; Craspedida; Salpingoecidae. Gene Ontology annotation, cellular component: nucleus. The transcript has 5 exons. Gene Ontology annotation, molecular function: histone H2A acetyltransferase activity; histone H4 acetyltransferase activity; protein N-terminal-serine acetyltransferase activity.
UGAAAGUUCUAGCCAUGGCGGAAGCGGAGAAGAAGAAGUUGUUUGACACUGAGCAGGACCACUCGCCACUGUUUGUGAACGAGGUGCAACGAUACAUGCAGCAACGAUGCAUGCAGCAGCAACAGCAGCAGCGGUAUGUGGAGCAAGCGGCACGUGAAGAGGGAGACAAGCGAAAUGCGGGAAGCGCACUUGAUGGUGGCCGCGCAGAAAGGGACGCACUGGAGGCCCGGUGUUGGACACAUGACAAGGUGCUGCAGUCACCUUACCUGAGUGACAUCUGGACGAUGCUGGAUCGCAUGAGGCCGGCGUACGACAAACACGGCUGGGACUGGUCAGAAAAGGAGGACGAGCUGUUUGCUGAGGGCAUGCACUUCAUCCUUUUGUUGCAACAGCAACAGUUGAUUGGCUUCACCAUCUUCUUACUCGACGAGGAAGAUGAGCAGUGGGUCGUGUAUUGCUAUGAACUGCAUGUGGCAGAAGGUCACAAAGGCAAGGGGCUCGGGAAAUUCCUGGUAGAGUGCUUGGAACACGUGGCAAGACACAUCGGAAUGGUUGGCAUUGCCCUCACGUGCUUCAAAGACAACGACGCGCUUCGCUUUUACGAACGAACUGGGUUUUCAAUUGCGGAUCACUCUCCAUCGAAGCACAACGACCCAGACGCACCCUAUGAGAUCUUAAUGAAACGCAUUUGAGGAUUUUGCGUGUGCAUGUUCAUUUGACUGGUGUGUGUGUGUGUGUGCGUUUAAUGAACUGGAACUUGCAGUGCUCUGGGGGAACCAUGCUACGAGCACAUAAACGAUCGAU